Molecule: messenger RNA, 1012 nt
Organism: Prionailurus viverrinus (fishing cat)
Lineage: Eukaryota; Metazoa; Chordata; Mammalia; Carnivora; Felidae
Product: protein FRG2-like-1
Source: RefSeq, a predicted model, not a curated record
AUGGAUUCUGGAACUGAAGGCUCAGAGCCCCGCAGCUCAUCCGUGCGACACCCCACUGACCGGCCGCCCUGCCACCAGAACUCGUUCCCAGAAAGCGGCUCAGAUGUGGAGGAGAAAGCACUGGAAGGGAAAGAGGAGACGUUACUGUCGCCGUUGAGAGAGAGCCGCACCCAAAGGCGAGGGUCAGAGCCCAGGACAGAGGAGGAGGAUCCCAGGGAAAGUGAGCCCAAAAGGGACAGCUGCAUUUCCGGAUCAGAAUCGGAAGGCUGCUCCAGUUGGGAGGGCUCCGGCAAGAGGAAAGCCAUUUCCAGCGACAGCACCUGCCCCCCAGCAGCAGGGGCCUCUCCAGCAGGUGAGCGCAGUGUGACUCCGGGAAAGAGGAAACGGACGACGCCGGUCGGCCAGGGCAGCGAGAACGAGGAGACCGCGGGUGCCCAGCGCAGGAGACGCGGGGCGCGGGGCGCCGGGCGCGGCCGGCGGAGCAGGUGCAGGUCCCCGGGAGACCGGCCGCCCCCACUUCGGAAGAGGCUGGUGACCGCCGUGCGCGCCCUGUCUGAGGCCGUCCGUCAGGACGUGGCUGGGGCGUGGGAGCAGCGGGAGCGUUCCCCGCUGACCUGGGAGCAGCGCUCAGGGCUCGGGCGGCUCUGGGCGCCUCUGUGCGCGGCCUUGCGGACCGUCUACACCAUGGCCAACCAGGCGGCCUACGUCUUCCCUGCAGAGAGCUGGCUCGUCCCAGCCCCGCCGCCGGGCCCCCGGGCUCCAGCUGGGGAUACAGGAGAAGCCCGGGGCUCCCCCCGCGAGGGAUACAGGGCCUCCCCUCCCCGGGUCGGGAGCGAGGCCGCCCGCGCCCCGGAAGGCACCCGCGCUGGCGCAGAGCUGCGCGCGCAGCCCCCGGGGUGAGACCAAGGCCCUGCUACCGCCCACACUGCGGGUACCGCGCGUGUCAGACUUGGGGCGCUCGGAGCAAAGGCACUGCAAACACCGAGUGCGGAGCUGACGAGCUCGUGUCCGA